AUUUCAAUAAUUAUAAAGUGCAGCCAGUUAAAGACACGAAAUAAGUGAGUGUAAACUGUUAAUGUGACACCAAGCAAAAUACUCAACUCGAUAUAGAGUGUAUUUGUGGGUAUAGCCAGAAAUGUGCUGCUAAAUUCAAUUGUUAAUGUAAGGUUUGAGUGAUUUACAACAAUACGCUGCGUAAUUGAUGAGAGCAUAAAAAUGCAUUAAUUGCAAUGGAUGAAGAAGCGGACAAGCAUUGUUUUAAAAUACCACCGAACAUGGCCAAUGCUCGGCAGGAGGGUUAUGGCAACAACAACGACGGCAACAAGAUUUCGAUGCCGUCGCAGUCGGCAGAGAAAUCGGGAACACCGCCCAAGCGGAUUAUCAAUAAAAUACCAUUGGAUUUCAACAAACUGAAGCAGUCGGGCUUGCAUCGAACACUGGCAGAGGCAUUGAGCAAACACAAUUUGCAUGCAGCCAAAAAUAUUGCAUCAGGCGGAACAGCGGGGCAAGUCUACGCCUCUGCCCCAGCGCUGCCAACUGAGGCGGCAUCUGCAACACAAACCCAACAACAAAUGCAGCAACUUCAAACUGCUCCAUUGUCAGCUGGGAGUAAUAAGCCCAUGCAUUUUGCAACCGCCGAGGAGCAAUCGUUGCACAUAAAAGCGCUGAUCAAAAACAAAAUAUUGAACAAAGCUAGAAAUUCGCCAGUAAGGCAACAGCCAACAGCCACAGUAACAGCAUCAACAGUGACCAGCGUGGGUGCUGGUCAAUCGGACGGUUUUACGGUGCCCCGAGCUAAAGCCGAUUUGAUAGUGCAAUCAAAGCCGCCGCUUUUGCUUAACCUGGUAAAUCAGCUGCCGAAACAUCGUGCCAUGUGUGGAGACAGCCGAGCACAGCCAAGGCGGCAACUGGAGCCACCAACACCAGCACCAUCCCCACCACAGCCACCAAUUACACCACUCGCACGAACAACGUUGGUAUCAUCUCCACCACCACUGAUUGUGCUCGAGCACAAAGUAUUGGCGCCAGAUGAGAAGAUCGAUUUGAGAGCCUUGCGUCUGCCAAACGGUCAGCCAGCCACAGAUAACAGCCAUGUGGACAAGCCAAAAAUGGUAGCCCCAAGGAAGCCCACGGAAAUGCCCAAAACGACACUCGGCAAACUGCAAGCGUCCACGGCCAAGAAGAUUAUACUAAAUGCCAAUAAGCUGAAGCUGCCGCGUGAGCAGCUGGCCCAGUUGGCCAAGGAGGUGCGCAAACAGGCGAUGCAGCAACAAUUGCAACAGCCAAGUCCCAAUAUGCAGCCAGUGCUAAUUCCCACCAAUGUGGCACAAUCAACAAAGUUUCGCACUGAAACGUGCACCAGUUCUGUGAUAGCCUCCAGCAGUCGCAUGUCGCUGAUGAAUCCAAUUGCAGCCCUAGUCCCGCCCACAACAAAUAUUCACGCAUCAUUGAUAACGCCAUGCGUUGAAACUGCCACCAGUCCAAAGGCAAAGGUAACAGCGCCCAUCAGCAGCGAUGAGCCAACGGUUGGGAAAACUGAACUCUCCGCGGUGGAUUUCAUAGCACAGUUGACUGCAAGACGUGCCAUCGAUCCAACUAACUAUACGGAACUGUCCGAGGAGGAGCUGAGCAUGAAUGCCAAAUUUGGUUGCAGCCAAAUGUCUGUGCCGCGUCCAGUCUCUGUCAAAGUGGAGGAGGACUUGCCCAUUGGCAAGAUACUGCAGAUGCAGGACAUGGACAUAUUGCAUGCCACACUGAAUGUGAACGGCAAUGAGCCGAACGUCUUGUCCAUUAGUCCAAAUGCCAUCAAAUUGCAGAGCAGUCUGCAGCCCGAGGAAACUAAAUGUCUCAAUACUGAUAAUUCGGACAAAGACACCAGUAACGCAGCAUCGAAGGAUGAACCAUUGAAAGUAACCACUCCGAAACAUGUAUAUAGCAAUGCCAAAAGAAAGAGUGUUUUGUCAAAGCCACCAACUUUGGUCGUAACUGUGCCCACUGAGGUUGUGGCUACCAACGAUGAGCAAGCAGUUAAAGUGCCUUCGCCCAAGCAGCUGGAGGAAGAUAACCAGAACGCCAAAUUGGUGCCAUUUAGACCCAAAAAGGGGAAAGUCAAUUUAGUGCAACGCACCAAGCGAUCAAGUAUAUCCAAAGCGAAUGAGCCAAUAGCCGAGAAGAAAACUGAAGAAACUCACCAAGCACCUGAGCAAGCUGAAAUUGCUGAAAGUAUUACUCAACGGCCAACGGACAAACUGACUGAAGACUCAGAAACUGAAAAAUCAGCUAAGAUAUCAGUUAAUAUAGACAAUGAAGACUUGGCUCCGACUAUGGAUAAUGGCGUGAACAUAGCAAAUGUGGUUAAGACAACGGCUAGUGAAAUCGUAAUCUCGAACCACACAGGACCUGUGAUAACUGAAGAAACUGCAGAGGGAAAUCAAUCCGUGGAGAUUCAAUCCGUCAAAGAAAGGGACCUUACACAACUAUAUCAUCCACCCAAACUGCCGAAGCAGAAACUACAAAAUCAAAGGGACAACAACAAUGAGGUGAUUAGCAAAGAAGAACUGCCAGAUACACCACAACCAGCCGUAUCUCUGUUGGAAGUGCUGGCACAGGAGCCACCGCCAGCGCAGGGCGAAGCUCAAUUGCCAUUUCGAAGCAGCGAACAAGCAGCAGUGGCCACGAAAGCGAAUACCCUGGAUGGUAAUGCUGUGCAAGGUUUGGGUAUUCAAAAUCUGUUACAGCAUUUGGCAGCUGAGAAUGUGGUGGUGCCGGCCAGCAAAGAGCCAGUUAAGUCAGCGCCCCGGAAGAAACUGGUGAAAACACGACCAGUGCUCAGCGCCAAGAGGUCAACAAAAGCACUUGAACCCAAGACGGAAGCAGUAGCAUCAGCAGCAGCAGAAACAGCUCCCAAGCAACUGAAAGCAGUGCAUCCUCGCAAAAGAGCGCUGCUAGCGGAGACCAACACAAACGGUUCACAUCGUGUACUGACCUCUAGCACCAGUGAUGACGACAGCGGCAUGUUUCAUGGCUUUGAAAAUGAAGCAUCGGCAAACACGCAAUUAAAGAGUAACGAAACGGAUAUUAGCGAUGAUGCCACGCCCGAUUAUGAUGAGGCGGAGGACGAGCCACAGUUAAACACAGUAUCGUUGCCGGCCAAGAAGAUAAAGACUGAAUCUGCUGCUCAAAACAAGCAGGAUGAAACCAGCCCUAAGCAGUUGGAGGUGGAGAAGGUAAAAGGUAUUGAAAUAAUAAAGUUGGUGCCUGAUCCUGUAGAGAAUGCGUCGAACACAAACUGUGAAAUGCAGGACUCCAAAUUACAAGACAAGAGCCAGCGUGAUGUAAAAGAAAAUGAAGAAAAUAAUGAGUCGGAAACAGCGGCGGAGAAAUUGGAAAAUGAGCAGCAAGUAAAUACAAAAAUAUCUGCAGAAAUGCCGGAGCAACCCGAAGAUAUUGUGAUAACGAAUGUGCCUAAGAAAAGGGCGCCCAGGAAAGCCACUCAAAUGCAGGAAUCAGAAUUGCAAAACAAGCGAAAACGUUCGCGUCACAGUACUGUGAAAGCAAAAGAAGAAGACAACGAGUCAGAGUCUUCGAUAACAGCAAACCCGGCGCAAACAGAAAGUGCUGAAACCGAGAAAGAGUCGACUGCAAUUCGGGCGGACAACGUUGAGACAAAAGAUGCGCCGGGAUCACACAACAAGCGAAAGCGUCCCCGUCACAGUGAUGUAAAGGAAAAAGACGGAACGACUGAGUCGGAAUCGACAGAAACCCUAAAAGGGGAAACCCCAGCAAACGGAAAAAAUGAGACAGAAUCCUUAAUAAUGGAAAACACGAGUCUACCUACGGAAAAUACGAAAAAGGAGGAAGUAGUUUCGACUGCAGUUGAGCUGGACAAUAUUGAGAUGAAGGACGAGUCGGAAUCACAAAACAAGCGAAAACGUCCACGUCACAGUAAAGUGCAAGAAAAAAACAUUGCAUCUGAGUCGGAAUUGCCAGAAACCGUAAAAGGGAAAACUCCAGCGAAAGCGAAUACGAAUCCGGCAACAGAAAGUGUGAAAGCCGUUGGCACGAGAAGGCGAGGACGACCCCCAAAAGCAGGCGUAAGAGCUGCACCAGUAAACACCACAGUCACAUCAGAUGCAUCCGAUUUGCUGGAUCCAUCGGAUUCAGCCCCUGAAGUAGACACACCCAAACGAGGGCGAAGAAGCAUGAGAGCACAACUGGUAAACACCUCCACCCCGGAACCAGUGACGCCAGCAGCGCACAAGCGACGUGGUCCCAAGGCCGAACCAACACAAUUCCUGACCCCAGAUCAGCUAACCAGCUGCAGCGAGUCGAUCAGCGACUUUGAUUCGCGUUUGCUACUCAUACGCAAACGCGAGCAAUUGAACAGCGAGGAGGAGUUGCGGCAAGAUGGCUGUGGCAAGGGCAAUAAACAAUGUGGCCUGUGCCUCGUGCGCUUGGAUAACUGGCAGCAGCAUCUGGGCGAUCAUUACGGCGUCGGAUGGCUGGUGGGAGAACCUCAACCGGUGUUGACACGCAAAGUCGUCAUUAGAAUGAUGAAGGCUUAUAUCGAUGCGGGCCAUAAGCGUUUGAGCUGUCGUCUCUGCGAUCGGAGUCUGACCACCGGCCUGGGCAUGCUGCUACAUCUGGAGAGCUGCGGCGUCAAGGAGCGCAUUGUCUGUCCGGAUUGCGCCGGCAGCUAUACUAAAUUAUCAUUUCCAAAUCAUUGUCGCACCUGCCCCAUGCGGCAGCGUCCGCCCAGCGAGGAGAAGAUUGAAACCGAGAUGGUAUCGGAUGAGACACCAGUUUACAGCAAUGCGGGUCGCUUUAAACGCAAGUCCACAUUAAAAGCCGAAUCGAAGCUAGUUAAAAUUGCUGCCCAGAUGAAAAAACAGUGCUUGGAUGAACCCGAAAGCCGUAAGAAAACCGAUGGCAAUGCAUCCGAUUAUGACAUCGGCGCUGACAAUGAAUCGUCUGACGAAUAUGAGUCGGAAGGUGUGGAUUCCAAUGAGGAUGACACAUCUGUGAAUUCGUCCCUAGUUAGGCCAACGCACAUCACAAACAAAUCGAGAAUAAGCCAAAAGACUCUGUAUGGACGUAUAAAUGUGGAAACGGUGGCAGAAGAUCGUUGGAAGCAUUUCGCGAAACAUAAUUAUGCAACAGGCGUUUUAUAUCCGCAUCUAUUGCCACGCUACGAGAAGUUAUUGCCUGAGGCUGCCAGUUGUCUGCUGCCCUCUAAGGAGACCACCUCCAUGCGCUUAGCCUAUGGUAAGGUGGAUGACAACGCUUGGAUGCAGCUGGCGCCAUUCGAGGGAUUCAAUAAACAACAUGAAUAUAUAUGUUAUGUGGGUGGCGCUGUCAAGGAGCUAGCAUGGGUUCCUCUGCCCCCGACAGUAGAUACGCAGUACCUAUUGUGUUCCCAGCGCAACAGGAUGAAUAGCUUUGCGCGACAUUCUAAAGAUAAACAGGAAGACGCCCUGCUGUUGGUCUUUGAAUGCAAAAUGUCGCCAGCUGGUGUCGACAAUAUCUGGCCGCUGCAGAUGCGCCUACAUUAUGGCAUUUCUCUUGCCCAGGACUCAGUGCAUAGUAUAGCACUUAUGCCCAGCGGUGGUUAUGAUGAGUCCACAAAUCGAUUAGGCCUUUUGGCCGUCGCCAGCUCAUCGGGAACUGCUAUUUUCGCUCUGCCCUUACAUCUGGCAGGCUGUGAAAAGGCCGGUAAAAUUAAACCAGAUGCUGUAAUUGCAUUGGAGCCGUUGCUUACACUCACUCUGGAUAUAGAAAAUCCUGUGAAGGAUCCGUGCACUAAAAUUUGCUGGUCUGAGAGUUCUGGUCACAAUUUGUUAGUGAGUGGCUAUGCCAGCGGUAACGUUGCUUUUUGGGACAUUUCCGACGAACAGGGACUCAACUGCUUUGAGCGGAAUAAUCGUCGUCAUUUUCUACCCGCAAACAUAUUUUACUUUGGCGAGCGAAAUAUAAAUUAUUUGGAGCUGCAUUAUGACACAAACGGACCACGUUGGCUGGCCGUCGGCGCCUUGGUGCGUAAACUAUGGAUCUAUGACAUAUCGAACUGGUCGCAGCCAUUGCCAAUUGUUGGCGAUACCAUACAAAAUUUAUUUUUGGGUGGUGUAAACUGGCCGCCUCUGUGGGAUUCGUUGGUCGUUGGUGCAACCGAGCUGUACAAGUAUCAAUAUCCACGCUUGAUAACACUAAAUCCUUCGGGUAUUAACUUUGAUCACGGGCCGCUGGAUGCGCUGCUUAGCAGUCCGCGUGCAGUGCAUUUUAAUUGGGAUCAAGUGGCACUUGUCACAGUAACCGAUAACGGUGAUAUCACAUUCAUACAAUCUAAUCAACUAAAUAUGGAAUCUCAGUUACAAAAACGAACCACAAAGUGCCGCACUGUAUGUGCAACAGAGGCAUGUUAUUUGAAUGGCACUUCGGAGCCAGAUUCCGUAAGCCCGGAUGUUUUUAGACGAGACUAUGGCCUGUUGCUGAAGCCUCUAACAAAUGUUCCCCACGCAAAGAACACAACUUAUCGAAACUCCAGGAUACAAAGCGGUUUUGAAUUGUUAAGUCUCACGCGUCUCAAUUGUGUGCGUUGGAAUUGGAACCAAUGCGCACGUAACUGGAUAGCUGUGGGUGCUGAGCACGGCCUAUUACGAAUCGUCAACUUUGAUCGUACCAAACACUUUACGAUAAUUUAAGGAUAAUAUAACUAAGAUGUUUGCUUUCUAAGAAGUUACCGUUACUGAAGUUUUUCGCUUUAGCAUAACCUUUGAAUAAUUUGUAAUAAUUUAUUGAUAGCUGUUAUGGUGAUUGACACAGAAGAUGUAUAUAAAAAUAUAGA
This is a messenger RNA of Drosophila grimshawi, 6826 nucleotides long. RefSeq lists its product as uncharacterized. The coding region runs from base 216 to 6683 and encodes 2155 amino acids. Gene Ontology annotation, biological process: transcription by RNA polymerase III. The transcript has 10 exons. The record is from RefSeq and is a predicted model, not a curated record. NCBI's taxonomy places the organism in Eukaryota, Metazoa, Arthropoda, Insecta, Diptera, Drosophilidae. Gene Ontology annotation, cellular component: transcription factor TFIIIC complex. Gene Ontology annotation, molecular function: protein binding.